Naegleria gruberi is the source of this 924-nucleotide messenger RNA. RefSeq lists its product as uncharacterized. The transcript has a single exon. The record is from RefSeq and is a predicted model, not a curated record. Lineage: Eukaryota; Heterolobosea; Eutetramitea; Acrasida; Naegleriidae. The coding region runs from base 1 to 924 and encodes 307 amino acids.
AUGUCCGCCUCAUCAAAUUCUAAUAAUUAUUCAUCUGUUGUAAUUGCAGGAGCAAGUGGUAAUCUUGGUAACCAAAUUGUUAAAGCUUUUCUCAAUCAACCAAAUGUUAGAACUCAUAUUCUUGUUAGAAAUGAAAGCAAACACAAGGUUGAAGAAUUGAUCAAGUUGGGAGCUCACAUUAUUGAGGGAGAUGUAACAACCUCAAGUGUUGAAGAGUUGGCUCAAUCAUUCAAAGGAAUUGAAGUUAUUGUUAGUGCACUUUCUGGUGAUCAUUCAGUUGUUUUUGAUGGUCAACUGAAAUUAUUGAAUGCUGCCAAGUUGAGUGGGGUUAAAAAGUUUGUUCCUUCAAGUUACGGUUUCAAUUUCCAAGAUUAUUUGCAAUUAGGUGAUAGUUUACUCAUUGAUCCAAAGAAGAAAUUGAUUAAUGAUUUGCAAUCUCAAAACCAAGUUGACUAUCUAUUGAUUCACAAUGGUUUAUUCUAUAGUUAUGCUUUCUUUCCAGGUUUCCUAUUCCAAAAGGAAAAUGACACUAUUAAAUACUAUGGAGAUUUGAAUGUCAAAAUCCAAUUGACUGACACUUUAGAUAUUGCCAAGUAUGUUGUCGAAGCAUCUUUGAAUCCACAAUUAAAGAACAAAUCCAUCAACGUUGCUGGUGAUGAAAAGACCUUGGAAGAAUUAGCUCACUUGAGUUUCCCUCAAACUCAACUCAAAUUUGAAAAGUUGGGAUCCGCCCAAGAUUUGAAGAAUCUCAUCCAGAAAGAAAUUCAACAAGGAUUGAAACCAGAACAAAUUGGUCCAAUUAUUUAUCAACAAUUACAAUGGAUUGCAAUUUCAGGAGUUGCACAUCCACCAAAAACUGAUAACGAUCUCUUCAAUGUUAAACCACUUUCAUUGAAUGAUUAUGUAAAAAAUCAAAAACAAUAA